Molecule: messenger RNA, 1230 nt
Organism: Schistocerca americana (American grasshopper)
Lineage: Eukaryota; Metazoa; Arthropoda; Insecta; Orthoptera; Acrididae
Product: pistil-specific extensin-like protein
Exons: 5
Coding region: 1-1230 (409 amino acids)
Source: RefSeq, a predicted model, not a curated record
AUGUGGACCCUUCUGUCCCUUAGAGCGCCCUGCCGCCAGGACGACAUUGUCACCAUCGGGAUCAGCAACACAAAGCAGCAGUUCUUCGUCGAGGCCAUCGUCGCAUAUCUGGAAACACGCUAUGAUUUGGUCCGCGGCGGGUUCCAGCCGCGCCUUCCGACUUCGCUGCCGCCCCCAGGGCAGCAGCAGCAGCCGUCCCCGCUACCCCGCCGACAGCCCGUCCCGUUGAUGCCUCCCGCGCAGCUUCAUCCGGGAGCGCCCCAGGUGGUCGCUCCGGCGCCUGCGGCCCCUCUUCAGUCGCCACCGCCUUCGGAGCUGAUGGACGUCGACCUCUCAGCCGGGCCGCCUUCCCAAGCGGUGGCUGUGCAGCCUGUCCUGCAGCCGCUUUCCUUGGGCACCCCCAAGGAGUCUGACACCGCAGCGCCUUGUCCGGCGCCCACUCAGCAGCCGUCGACGCAGCGUCAGGAGACGCUGCCUCUCUUCGUGGGUCCCGACGCCCCGUCGCGUCCAGUACCAGAAGCUGCGCCCGUGGUCACAGAUUUGGUCCGCGGCGGGUUCCAGCCGCGCCUUCCGACUUCGCUGCCACCCCCAGGGCAGCAGCAGCAGCCGUCCCCGCUACCCCGCCGACAGCCCGUCCCGUUGAUGCCUCCCGCGCAGCUUCAUCCGGGAGCGCCCCAGGUGGUCACUCCGGCGCCUGCGGUCCCUCUUCAGUCGCCACCGCCUUCGGAGCUGAUGGACGUCGACCCCUCAGCCGGGCCGCCUUCCCAAGCGGUGGCUGUGCAGCCUGUCCUGCAGCCGCUUUCCUUGGGCACCCCCAAGGAGUCUGACACCGCAGCGCCUUGUCCGGCGCCCACUCAGCAGCCGUCGACGCAGCGUCAGGAGACGCUGCCUCUCUUCGUGGGUCCCGACGCCCCGUCGCGUCCAGUACCAGAAGCUGCAAAACAGGGCCACAAGGUAGAGGUGUGCCAGUCGUCCUCUCUGAUGCUCGUGAACCACACGUCCAACGACGCUCCUGACUCUCUGGAGGACGACUCCGUCCCUCCGCUGCAGAUUUCCUAUGUGCAGUCCGUCUUUCCGCCUUUAGCGGCGGCAAUCACCCUGACGGAUCCAGUCUGGGCGCUGGUCUUAACCCGCAACCUUUCCCAGUGGGUGCCCGCCCAGAUAUCGGCUCUCCUCGGUCAGGCGAUGGAGGCUGUCGUCCUCGACGAUGGGUCUGUCUACAGGAAGUAG